CUCCUCUCUCUCUCUGUUUCUUCUGUGGAGCUCUCCUCUCAUCAAUGGAUUCUCUCAUCAAUCCCAGCCAUGGCGGAGGAAACUACGAUUCUCACUCUUCUUCUCUUGAUAGUCUUAAACCAAGCGUACUAGUCAUCAUUCUCAUCCUUCUAAUGACUCUUCUCAUCUCCGUCUCCAUUUGUUUCCUCCUCCGUUGUCUCAAUCGCUGUAGCCACCGCUCCGUUCUCCCUCCGUCGUCAUCUUCCUCUUCCGCCGCAACCGUAACUUCCGAUUCCCGAAGAUUCUCUGGACAUCGUGUCUCUCCCGAAACAGAACAAUCCUCGGUGCUUGAUUCGCUUCCGAUUUUCAAAUUCUCCUCCGUCACUCGCCGAUCUAGUUCAACAAACUCCGGCGAUUGCGCCGUCUGUUUGUCGAAAUUCGAACCGGAGGAUCAGCUCCGUCUUCUUCCUCUCUGUUGUCACGCUUUUCACGCCGAUUGUAUCGAUAUUUGGCUAGUCUCGAACCAGACUUGUCCUCUCUGUCGUUCUCCUCUCUUCGCCUCAGAGUCCGAUCUAAUGAAGUCUCUCGUCGGCGGAAACAACAACAGUAACGGUGGAGAAAACAGCUUCCGUCUCGAAAUCGGAUCCAUUAGCCGUCGUCAACUACCGAUUCCAGAAUCCGUUGAGCAGCACCGAUCUUACUCAAUCGGUUCGUUCGAUUACAUAGUAGACGACGUAGAUUCAGAAAUCUCAGAGUCAAAUUUCAACCGUGGAAAACAGGAAGACGCGACUACAACAACAACAACCGUGGUUACGUCUAAUCCGGCGUCGUUUGAAGCUAGUUUAGCGGCGGAUAUAGGUAACGAUGGUUCUAGAAGCUGGCUCAAGGAUUACGUGGACAGACUCUCACGAGGUAUAUCGUCGCGUGCAAUGUCGUUUAGAAGCUCUGGUAGAUUUUUUACCGGGAGUAGUCGUCGGACUGAGGAAUUGACGGUGAUGGAUUUAGAAGCCAAUCAUGCCGGAGAAGAGAUAAGUUUGACAUUCCCGGUUGUUAUAUCUUAUAUGAGUUCUGCUCCAGAUUUAGGCAUGACUGCCUACAUUGGACAACUGGGUGAUGCUCUUCUGACAAAGAAAACUUUUCAACUAGCUUUACCACUUCUGUUAACGGUUCUUGUAUCUAUGAAAAUGGCAUCUGUGGCUGGAAUUAGUCUUGUGGUGAGCGAUCUCCCAUGGCAUUCGCAUCUUGUAUUAGCCAUAGAUUCAGCCUGCUUGGUAGUCUUGAUGCUACCUAUCAUUCCUUACGCUUUCCCGUCUACAAGACAACUAGACAAGGCUUUCUCCGAUACAUCUUCUAUUUUCCUUACUUCUUGACGCUUUUGGUUGUUAACGAAGACAACAAUAACAUGGACGGUUAAAGAGUGCUCUGUUCUGUUCAGUUUUGUAUCAUGUUUAAUUGUUAGUGUUCUUUUUAUGAGUGACAGUUUUUUUAACAGUUUUGUAUCUCACGACUUUGUAGUAGACUAGUAGUAUGUGAGGGCAUGUGCAGUGGGAGAACCUUUUAUUAGUCUCUCAAAUAUAUUAGUUUAAUAACU
Arabidopsis arenosa is the source of this 1570-nucleotide messenger RNA. The record is from the annotation of a GenBank genome assembly. Lineage: Eukaryota; Viridiplantae; Streptophyta; Magnoliopsida; Brassicales; Brassicaceae.